Salmo salar (Atlantic salmon) is the source of this 683-nucleotide messenger RNA. The record is from RefSeq and is a predicted model, not a curated record. Lineage: Eukaryota; Metazoa; Chordata; Actinopteri; Salmoniformes; Salmonidae.
CCGUCCUGCAGAAGGUGACCUGGCCAUCCCUGAGACAUCUGACAACAGUAAGAAGCUGAUGGUGAGAACGCGCAGCAAGAGGAAGUUCCUCUUCAAGGUCCCGGAAGAGGAGAGACUGCAGCAGAGGAGAGAGAUGCUGAGGGACCCUGAGCUGAGGUCCAAGUUGAUCUCCAACCCAAUCAACUUUAACCACGUGGCACACAUGGGCCCCGGCGACGGCAUGCAGGUCCUCAUGGAUUUGCCUCUGGUAAACACAGCUAGAGCCAAAAUGGCUGCCUCAUACUGUAUUCAUAACCCAUAGGAGAUAGUUAAAGGACUCAACUUGGAUAUAACCCGUUUUAGCAUGGACAUUGUCAUUGAGGCACAUUUUCAAACAUCAAAAGGAGAAGAAAAUGUACUUUAAAAUGGAGGUAGCCUUAAUGGCGCUGCCCAUGCUGUCACAGACGCCAUAAUGGCACAGAUACAAAGAAAGAUAGGACCUCUUUCCAUCUCUGUCAUAACCCAACUGACGUUGCAGGAAGCAAAAUGGCUUCCCAACCCCAUGAUAACCUGACUGAUAUUGUAGCAGCCAAAGUGGCUGUCUAUUGCAAAUUAACUGACAUUUGCUGUACCCAGGACAGCUACUGCAAAUAACCUAACUGAUAUCGCAGGAACCAAAAUGUCCACCCUGUGUUAACCUUCCU